Molecule: messenger RNA, 2063 nt
Organism: Alosa alosa (allis shad)
Lineage: Eukaryota; Metazoa; Chordata; Actinopteri; Clupeiformes; Clupeidae
Gene: lrrc40
Product: leucine rich repeat containing 40
Exons: 15
Coding region: 228-2033 (601 amino acids)
Molecular function (GO): protein binding
Source: RefSeq, a predicted model, not a curated record
AAAUACGUGUAUUUUAAAUGUGUUUAUUAUUGAGUUUUCCGUGCAUUACUUCACCGACAGAACUCUUAUCUAAAAAGCGGAACACACACUAUGACAUUUGACAGUAUGUGAGGCGCGGUAAAUGCUACCAGCAGCAGCCGUUAGCACGAUAGGCUUAGCAGGACUGUAUAAUGUGUAUGAAAUAGACACAUAUAAGUUUACAUUUAGUUAGUUGACAGUGCCACCAAAUGUCUCGUUUUAAAAGGGGCGGAAAACUUGAUUCUCGAGCUGGGUUUAGGACGGAAACACAAGUGUCUCCUGUUCCUAACGGGCUCCUAAAAGCAGCCAGAAAAAGUGGUCAGCUCAAUCUAUCGGGACGGGGUUUGACAGAAGUUCCACUCAGUGUCUGGAGGCUUAAUGUAGACACACCGGAGGAGGCCAAUCAGAAUUUAUCUUUCGGAGCAGACGACCGGUGGUGGGAGCAAACUGAUCUAACCAAGCUUAUCCUCUCAUCAAACAAGCUCGGUGUACUGUCAGAAGAUGUAAAACUGCUGCCAGCUCUUGUUGUUUUAGAUGUCCAUGACAAUCAACUCACUACAUUACCCAAAGAAAUAGGUGAAUUGGAACAACUUCAGAGACUUGUUCUAAGUCAUAACAAUAUAAAAGAAUUACCUGUGGAACUAUGGGGACUAACAAACCUCCAAAGCCUUCACCUGCAGCAGAAUCAACUGGAGCGCCUUCCACAAGAAAUUGGGCAGUUGAUCAAUUUGGAUGAUAUUGAUCUCUCCAACAAUCAGUUAACAGAGGUUCCAGAUGGUGUAGGCAACUUGACAAAGUUGGUAAAGCUCAACCUGUCUAACAACAAGUUAAAGAGCCUGUCUCCUGCUAUUAGGAACAUGAAAAAUCUGAGGAUGCUGGACUGCACACAUAAUCAGCUGGAGAACAUUCCCCCUAUCUUGGCACAGAUGGAGUCUCUGGAGAUGCUGUAUCUUAGGCACAACAAAAUAUGCUCACUUCCAGAGCUGCCACAGUGCAAAUCCCUCAAAGAGCUCCAUGUGGGGAACAACCAAAUUACGGGAAUCCAGGCUGAGUACCUGAAACACCUGAGUGCCCUCUGUGUUCUGGAGCUGAGGGACAACAAGCUGAAGGCUCUGCCCGAGGAGGUCACUCUACUGGAGGGCCUGGAGCGCCUCGACCUCACCAACAAUGACCUGACCAGCUUGCCUUGCGCUCUUGGCAACCUGCCCAAGCUGAAGAGUGUGUCUCUGGAAGGAAACCCUCUGAGGGGCAUCCGGCGAGACCUCCUGACUAAAGGCACCGGGGAACUGUUAAAGUACCUAAGAAGUCGCAUCAAAGAUGAUCCAGAUGGAAAUACGGCAGAGCAACCCACUACAGCUAUGACCCUGCCCAGUCAAGCAAAGAUAGAUGUACACUCUAUUAAGACAUUAAAGACUUUAAAUUAUAGUGAAAAGCAGGAAGCGUUGAUACCUGAUGACGUGUUUGAUGCUGCUGAGGGAGGCCCUGUUUCCUGUGUGAAUUUCUCUAAGAACCAGCUGACAGCAGUGCCCCCCAGGCUUGUUGAGUUGAAGGACACAGUCUCUGAUGUCAACCUUGGCUUUAACAAACUCACCAGCAUCCCACUGGAGUUCUGCAUGCUGAAGCAACUGAACCAUGUAGAUCUCAGAAACAACUUUCUCUCUGCACUGCCACCAGAACUGAAGGAUCUAGCCAAACUAAGGAGCAUCAUUUUGUCCUUCAAUAGAUUCAAAGCUUUCCCAGAUGUGCUGUACAAGAUACCCACACUUGAAACUAUUUUGAUGAGUAACAAUCAGGUCGGUGCUGUUGACCCAAUUCAACUGAAGAUGUUGGAUAAGCUGUCCACUUUAGAUCUGCAGAACAACGACAUCAUGCAGGUUCCCCCAGAGCUGGGCAACUGUACCAGUCUCCGGGCUCUGAUGCUGGAUGGAAACCCGUUCCGAAAUCCCCGUGCAGCGAUCGUGGCCAAGGGAACUGAUGCCCUCCUUGAGUACUUACGCAGUAGAAUUCCCACUUGAUCUUAACCGUGAACCUGAACAUGGCUGGCU